AUUUAAUCAAAUUAUUGACAGUUGUCAGUGUAUUAUACACAUAAAUACUGUAGCCGUAGAAAGAUAGAGACAGCGUUCGGCUUGAGACUGAGCCAGAAAAGAUUAAAAAAACAAAGCAUUAAUUCUAACACACACACACAUGCUCACACAAAAAAAACCACACACCUACACUCAUGCAGUAUUAAUUUAAUGAAGAGGAGGAAACCCCCCGAUAGUACAAGUGUGUUUUAAAUGCGGUUUGGCUUUUGACACUACGCCGCGCGUUGGCGGCCCACAGGCUUGCUGAUGCUGAUUCUUAACUUACUUGCUUUAUCGGAAAUCGAUCACAGUGAUCAGUUCGAGUGCAGGUCUGGUGCGGUUAGGUUGUUGUGUAAAUGCACUAAAUUGUAACAGUUAAUAAUUGCUACCGACAAGACAGUGCUUUCGUGGUUAUUCUCUCUUGUAAUAUAAUUACAAGAAAUCUUUUUUUUAAACAAACAUUCAAAAUGCCGAAAAAUCGCCGAUUCGAUGACACAGGUUGCAUGGGCUUUGGUAUUCGCCAUUUUCAAGCCUUCCUCAUCUUCGCUGGUCUAUCAGUCGCCUAUGCGUUGCGUGUCAAUCUAUCAGUUGCCAUUGUCGUUAUGACCGACAACUCGGAAAAUCCAGAUUUUGAGCAAUUUGAUUGGAAUGAAAGGACAAGAUCACUUUUACUGAGCAGUUUCUUCUGGGGCUACAUUAUUACACAGGUACCCGGUGGUUCAUUGGCGCGUAAAUUUGGCGGUAAGACGACAUUGCUCUUUGGCGUUCUGAUCUGCUCCGUACUGGCCAUAUUGACACCCAUUUUUGCACAAAUUGGCGGUUGGCAGUUGGUGUGUGCGUUACGUGUCGCACAAGGUCUAAGCCAGGGUAUGAUCUUUCCCUCAACACAUACGUUACUCUCGCAGUGGGCACCAAUUGAGGAGCGUGGCAACAUCGGCACAUACUGUUAUUCGGGCUCACAAUUCGGUACCGUUGUUAUGAUGGCAACAAGCGGUGUGAUCGCUUCAUCGGCAUUAGGUUGGCCCAGCAUUUUCUAUCUGUCUGGUGGUGUUGGUGUUAUAUGGGCCAUUGCCUUUUUCAUAUGGGGUUCUAGUUCACCGGCACAAUCCAAAUUGAUUUCACCGGAAGAGAAGAAAUUCAUUGAACAAUCAAUUGGUGUUGAUGCUGCUGAAGAGCAUCAUGCACCAGUGCGUACACCAUGGGUGAAAUUCUUCACCACUCCCGCAUUCUUAGUAUUGAUUUUGACACAUAGCACACAUAACUGGGGCUUCUGGACACUGCUCACUGAAAUACCCACAUAUAUGCAGAAUGUAUUUAACAUGAAUAUCAGAUCGAAUGCGCUACUCUCUGCCCUGCCCUAUUUUGCUAUGUUCCUCAUGUGCUUCGUCUUCUCGAGCAUCUCAUCGCUUUUGAAUAAGAAUCAAUGCAUGCCAUUGUCAGUGAGCAGGAAACUUUUCAAUUCGAUUGGCCAUUGGAUACCAGUGAUAUCGCUAAUUGGUUUGGGUUAUGUCAGCACGGAUGAUGCCACGUGGACCAUCGUACUACUCACCGUAACUGUUGGCAUCAAUGCCUCAACUUAUUUGGGCUUCCAGGUUAAUCACAUAGAUUUAUCGCCUAACUAUGCCGGCAUAUUGAUGGGUAUCACCAAUUGCGCGGCGAAUAUUAUGAGUAUUAUAGCGCCGCUGAUUGUCGGCUUCAUCGUCACCGAUGAGCGUGAUGCAGGUCAAUGGCGUAUCAUCUUCUUCAUUGCUAGCGGUUUCUAUUUCAUCGGCAAUUUGAUGUUCGUCCUCUUCGGUCGCACCGAAGUGCAACCAUGGAACGAGCCACAGCCAAAGCCUUCACCGGAGAAACGCAAUUCAACACAACUUGAGUCACAGCAUUAGAUACGUGGGUGCUCUGUACAGUAGUGUAGUUUUACCUCGUUUUAUUUGAUUUUAAUUUUUUUUUCUUUACUGUUCGUAUCAAUAUGAUACAUUGUUAUCGCUUGUCUGCAUUUGUCUGUGUAUAAUGUAAGUUGUUAAAAUUUCGACUUUGUAGCAAAUACUUGAUAAAAGUAGAAUAUAAAUAUCAAAAUUAUGUAUCAUAAUUUAGCUGAGUGAUAAAACAAAAUCAAUGUAAUUUAAGUUUAAGUUUAAAGAAGAAGAAGUAAAAAAAAUAAAAAUAAUAUACAAUGAAAAACAAUAAAAGAAUAUAAAAAAUAAUAAAAUGCUUAACAAAACUUUAAUUGA
Molecule: messenger RNA, 2246 nt
Organism: Bactrocera oleae (olive fruit fly)
Lineage: Eukaryota; Metazoa; Arthropoda; Insecta; Diptera; Tephritidae
Product: putative inorganic phosphate cotransporter
Biological process (GO): monoatomic anion transport; transmembrane transport
Cellular component (GO): membrane
Molecular function (GO): transmembrane transporter activity
Source: RefSeq, a predicted model, not a curated record